This is a messenger RNA of Chrysochloris asiatica (Cape golden mole), 1708 nucleotides long. It is a transcript of the gene SSBP2, whose product is annotated as single-stranded DNA binding protein 2. Gene Ontology annotation, cellular component: nucleus. Gene Ontology annotation, biological process: positive regulation of transcription by RNA polymerase II. The coding region runs from base 60 to 1145 and encodes 361 amino acids. Lineage: Eukaryota; Metazoa; Chordata; Mammalia; Afrosoricida; Chrysochloridae. The transcript is spliced from 17 exons. The record is from RefSeq and is a predicted model, not a curated record. Gene Ontology annotation, molecular function: protein binding; single-stranded DNA binding.
CGGGGAGGCUGUGAUGGGUUGACAGGUGCGUGACAGUGGGAGCUGCUCUCGGCACAAGCAUGUACGGCAAAGGCAAGAGUAACAGCAGCGCCGUCCCGUCCGACAGCCAGGCCCGGGAGAAGUUAGCACUCUACGUAUAUGAAUAUCUGCUCCAUGUAGGAGCUCAGAAAUCUGCUCAAACAUUUUUAUCAGAGAUAAGAUGGGAAAAAAACAUCACAUUGGGGGAACCACCAGGAUUCUUACAUUCUUGGUGGUGUGUAUUUUGGGAUCUCUACUGUGCAGCUCCAGAAAGACGGGAAACAUGCGAACACUCAAGUGAAGCAAAAGCCUUUCAUGACUACAGUGCUGCAGCAGCUCCCAGCCCAGUGCUAGGAAACAUUCCCCCAGGAGAUGGCAUGCCAGUAGGUCCUGUACCACCAGGGUUCUUUCAGCCUUUUAUGUCACCUCGGUACCCUGGAGGUCCAAGGCCCCCUUUGAGGAUACCUAACCAGGCACUUGGAGGUGUCCCAGGAAGCCAGCCAUUACUUCCCAGUGGAAUGGACCCAACUCGACAACAAGGACAUCCAAAUAUGGGUGGGCCAAUGCAGAGAAUGACUCCUCCAAGAGGAAUGGUGCCAUUAGGACCACAGAACUAUGGAGGUGCAAUGAGACCCCCACUGAAUGCUUUAGGUGGCCCGGGAAUGCCUGCAAUGAACAUGGGUCCAGGUGGUGGCAGACCUUGGCCAAAUCCAACAAAUGCCAAUUCAAUACCAUACUCCUCAGCAUCUCCUGGGAAUUAUGUAGGUCCUCCAGGAGGUGGAGGACCACCAGGAACACCUAUCAUGCCUAGCCCUGCAGAUUCAACCAACUCUGGAGACAAUAUGUAUACUUUAAUGAAUGCAGUACCUCCUGGACCUAACAGACCUAAUUUUCCAAUGGGCCCUGGGUCAGAUGGUCCAAUGGGUGGAUUAGGAGGAAUGGAGUCCCAUCACAUGAAUGGCUCUUUAGGCUCAGGAGAUAUGGACAGUAUUUCCAAGAAUUCUCCCAAUAAUAUGAGUCUGAGUAAUCAACCGGGUACUCCAAGGGAUGAUGGCGAAAUGGGGGGGAAUUUCUUAAAUCCUUUUCAGAGUGAGAGUUACUCCCCUAGCAUGACAAUGAGUGUGUGAUGCAUUACCAAGUCUCUUCAUGAAAACCACAGUGAGUCAGCCCUUCACAGAACUACUACGGAAGAAAAUUAUUCAUCACAGUGUACAGUUAAACAAAGGAAUCUCAGUCAUACCAAACCAACCUUUUUAUUUCCUGCUCUCUCCCCUAUUUUGUGAAGAAAGUGGGUUCAAACGUGAUUCAAGCAACUGUACGGAGUGGCAUAUUAGAAUUGCCCCAAACUGAACUGCAAAUAAUUAUCUGUGUAUGUAUAUGUGUGGGAAAGAGAAUGUAUUGCAUAUGUGUAUAUUAUACGGACAUAUGCACAUACGUACAUUGGCCCACAGGACAUUGUAAAAUAUCACAUGACAUAUUAAGUAGAAGUAAGUAGGGACUUUUAUUCCAUCCUUUUUUUCACGUUUACAUUUUAAUUAUUAAAAGUUGCUCCUGCCCCUCCCUGAACUAUUUUGUGCUGUGUAUAUCACUGCUUUAUAUAAGUUAUUUUUUAAGGUGAUCUCAGAUGUUAUGGUUUUGUAAAUGUCUGCAAUCAUGGAUAGGAAUAAAAUUGCUUAUUUGAGAGCUUUCA